AUGGAAAAGAAUGACGAUUCUCCGAAAGACGUUAAGCGAGCUACAUCGGUGGAGCGUGAAAUAAAGAGAGGACAGAAGGAUGACACGUUCGAAGGAUAUCCGCGACUAGUGGAGAAAAAGAAAAGAUGGGAACACUGCAAAGAACCAGUUUCGAAGAAAUCUAAGGCGAAUUGAAUAUUUUCAAUCUCAAACGGAGAUUGCUGUGAAAGGAGAGGAGGUGGAAGAAAGAAAAAGUCUGAAAAGUUUGCAAUGGUCCCGGUGGCUGGGAAAACGUGCACAUUUCCAAAAUUGGACAUCAUACCUAGGCAUUGUUUAACGAAAGAGGCUUACAUCGACAUGUUGGCAACACCGAGCCGCAAAUGCCCACCGGACUGUGAGAAAAAGACGGUACUGAGGAAGUUGAAAGCUAUCUCGCCACGAAUUAAAGAACUGGCUCAACCAACGAGACAUCGAAUGUUGAUAACGUUGCAAGAAGGCGCGUCGAUAUUACCACCAGCUCUUCUGGACAAUCUCGUUCGGACAGUCGAGGACGAGACUUGCUUAACACCCGAACAAGCUGCAACGAUCUCGCGCAAGAGGAAGUCCCGGGGAAAGAAAAAAGAAGGGAGAAGGGAGAAGUGGGACUAUAAAGAGGCGAGAAAGGGGAGAAGAUCGAGUACCGGGGUUGCGAGCUCUUUCACGGGCUCUUUCGACAGAGAUGCAGUUUCUUGUCAGUACCUGAUGGCCGAGCGGUUCGUCCGAAGUAUCCUUCAAUGGAAAUGUUCCCUUGGAAAGUCGGAGUUGAACGAUGUCGCACAAGUGAUAGUUAAACGUUUAGCGGACGUACUCGAGUACAGUCCUUUGGGAACCGAAGACCGUAAAUCGCAACAGAUCCGUUAUUUGGCCGAUCUGAUAUCUUGCUGGGUGACUCAAGUGCUGUCCGAGGUUGGCCAAUCUCAGGAGGAAAAGCUGAUGGAACGAUGUAGAAAGAAGGAGGAGGAGAUGAGAGCGGAUCUGGAAGCGGCAGAGGAGGAAGAGGAGGAAGAGGAGGAAGAGGAGGACGAGGACAAAGAUGGAAGAAAAUACGAGGAAUUGGGAACGAUGGAAGGGGAAGAGGAAGAGGAGGAGAAGGAGGAGGGGCUUGAAUCGGACGAGGUAGAGGUAGAGGUAGAGGUAGAAGAGGACGUGGAGGAAAUAGAAGUAACGGUCGAGAUGGAAACGGAGACUCAAGCGGAACCGGAAAUACAAGUAGAAACCGAGAUACAAACGGAAGAGAAAGAGCAAGUUGAAGCAGAAGUAGAAGCUACUGUGGAAGUUAGGGAAACAGAAGUAGAAGCAACGGGUGCACCACCGGCUGACAUAGUGGAAGAUAUAGAGGAAAAAUCGCAAGUUGACUUGCUUUCUGCCUCAGAAGUAGCGGCAUUAGCAGAAGGAGAAAAAGAAGCAGAAGUGGAAGCGUUAGCAGAAAUGGAGACGGAUGAGUUAGAAAUGGAAGUAGGAGCAGGGGAAGAAGUUGAAGAAGUGGUGGAGGUACCGAAAGAAGAAGAAGAAGGAGAGGAAGUAGGAGCAGGAGAAGAAGUUGAAGAAGUGGUGGAGGUACCGAAAGAAAAAGUUCCAAGCAGAGUAGAAGCUAGACCUCCGAAAGAAAGCGAGAUUCUGAAGGGUCUGGAGGAGUUACUUAAAUCCGACCUUCCUUUCCUCACGUUCGACAAAAUUAUCGACACUAUUUACAAGAUGAUCGAAAGUUCGCCGGAAAAUACAGGCGAAGAUCCUAUAACGAACGGAAUACAUCGGGCAAUUUACGAUAAGUUGACCAAUAUCGUGAUGCUGGAAGAUCCGGAUCUCUUAACAGACGAACUGAAGACCGUUGUGAACGUAGUGUGCGGAAAGAUGGCGAAUUGGUUAAGAUCGAUUCUGAGUAAAUCGCAGCUGGCGUUCAUGGAACAGUACAUGCCGGAGGUAGAGUCGAAAGAAAUUCGAGACUGGACCAGAUGGCUGGAGUACAUUAGCGACGUCGCCAAGGAUUGGAACGUAUGGUUGCGGACCGUGAUCGAACAGAUAUUCCAAAUGGAAAGUGAGAAGCGGAUGGUCACUCGCGGAGAAUGGCAGGAUUGGACGAAAUCCGUGGACACGAACGCUCUGCUCUGGAGACGUUUUCACCUCCAAACUAUGCAUCAAGCGGAUCGUAAUGCUACCAUGCUAAUUGGCCGACGUGUGGUUAAAACGGGAACCAAGGGGAGCACGAUUAACCCCGAUCAGUCGGAGAAGUUGAUCAAAACUGACGAUUUACGUACUUGA
Messenger RNA from Habropoda laboriosa, 2277 nucleotides. RefSeq lists its product as uncharacterized. NCBI's taxonomy places the organism in Eukaryota, Metazoa, Arthropoda, Insecta, Hymenoptera, Apidae. The record is from RefSeq and is a predicted model, not a curated record.